Eriocheir sinensis (Chinese mitten crab) is the source of this 3655-nucleotide messenger RNA. RefSeq lists its product as uncharacterized. The coding region runs from base 243 to 1172 and encodes 309 amino acids. Lineage: Eukaryota; Metazoa; Arthropoda; Malacostraca; Decapoda; Varunidae. The transcript is spliced from 4 exons. The record is from RefSeq and is a predicted model, not a curated record.
UUACCCCCUAAAAAGGGGGAACGGGCCUUUGUCUGUGCGACGGCCCGUCGCAGGGGGGAACCCGCCGCUGGCGUGCGGCGGGUGUGGGGAAGCCUCCGCCGCCGCCACAGCCACGAGUAAGAGCCGGCGAGCAGCGACGGAGGCACGGGCUCUCUGGGCAGGCGCCCUGCGGACACCCGUAGCUGACACGUGCGAGCAGCCGACUGGCCGACUUGACCACGGAGGGGUGGCCCUAAGCGAGGAUGACCCCACGGGUCCACCUCUCCUCCGUAGAAGGGCCACCCGGCUGCCCGCCCGAGGAGUGCUGGCGUUCCACUGGGGCAGGUCACGUGGGCAGGUCACGGAGUUUAGCAGAGGGCAGCUAUAGGAGUUGGCAGAUGUCGCUUACCACAGCACAGCCAGGGGCUCCAGCUGCCGUUCAUGACAAAAGCAAUCCUGACUGGGCUCCUAUACUGAACUUUGGGCACAAGAACUUUGUAGCCAAUGAGCCCUAUGCAAUGAAGUCAAUGGAACGGUAUGAGCGAUUGCUGACAAGGAAGAAAGGAACUAAAGACUUGGAUGCUGCGCGAGGGCUUUUACAGUUACACAAAGAAGGAGCCUGCCCUGAGGUGCUGACUGGUGCCGUCCAAGCCUGCCCUGAGAUGCUGACUGGUGCUGCCCAAGCCUGCCUUGAGGUGCUGGCAGGUGCUGCCCAAGUCUGCCCGAAGGUGCCAGCAGAUGCUGCCCAAUCCUGUCCUGAGGUGCCAACUGAAGAUCUACAAGAGACUCUGCAGAAAGUAUCAUGUGCAUCACAGACUGAACUUUCUUCUCAUUUGAUUGGGGCAUUGCAAGAUGAAUUUAAUCAUGCAACUGUGGAGAAAGUUAACUUACAACAGGUAGUAGAUAGUUUGAAAUUCACAGAAAACUUCUUCAAAGAUGAUGACAAGAAAGUGAAAUUCUAUACUGGACUUCAUCGUUACAUUGAUUUGAUGGAUUUGUUUGACUUCAUUAAGAGCCAUAUUACCAUAACCAGUAAGACUUUAACACCUUUCCAGAUGAUGAUCAUGACACUAAUGAAACUUCGCCAUAAUUUUCCUGUUCAAGAUCUAGCAUACAGAUUUAAUAUUUCUUCUUCUUCCUGCUCCAUAGUAAUUCUUAGGAUUUUGGAUAUUUUAUAUCGAAGAACAAGCUGAAUGAUCAAGUGGCCAACCAGAGAGGAAUUACAGCAAACUAUGCCAAUGACCUUUAGAGAACACUGUAGAGAAGAUUUGUGUUAUUAUUGAUUGCUUUGAGUAUUUUCUGGAUCGGUCAACAAACUUAUUGGCACAGGCCAAGACCUGGUCUUCUUAUAAGCACCACAACACCAUAAAUUUUUAAUUGGAAUAUCUCCUCAGGGAAAUGUAUCAUUCAUAUCCAAGGGUAGUAGAACAAGUGAUAAAUACAUCUUUGAACAUUGUGGGAUUCUAGAUUACAUUUUGCCUGGAGAUUAUGUUAUGGCAGACAGAGGUUUUUACAUAGCUGAUGCAUUGGCUGUUAAACGUUCAACUCUUCUAGUUCCUGCAUAUAUGAAGGGAAAGAAACAGUUGAGCAGGGAUGAGAUAGUAACCACAAGGAAUAUUGCUAAUGUAAGAAUUCAUGUUGGGAGAGUCAUAGGUUCAGUUUGCCAAAAAUUUAAGAUUCUAGCAGGACCUCUUCCUAUGCAUUAUGUCAUGAAGAAAGACAGUCUGAACUUGACCACAAUUGACAAGAUAGCUGUCAUUUGCUGUUCCUUAGCAAAUAUGUGCCCAUCAGUGGUAAGCUUUGAAUAAAUUAAAAUAGGCAGUGAAAUAGGUAUUCAUCUGGUAGAAUUUCAUUGUGUCUUUUAAGAAUAUCUUAAAGCUUAAUUCAUACACACCAUGCUCUCUUUAUCCAGUGCAUUCUUGUUUGCAGAUUUUAGCAAUAUUUUUAUUGAAUUACCCUUGAAAUGUUGUCAAGCUAAUGACUCAAAUAAUAGUGUAAAAACUACUUUCCUGCUAUUUGCAUAACAGAAGCAGGUAAGGUAAAUGUAUACGUUUGUAACAUUUUAUCUAAUAGUGUUCAAUUUUAUAUAUUUUGAGAAGACUGGAAGAUGAGAAUGAGGUGCAUGGCCAGGUGCAAAUGGAAACUUUGCUGCCAUGGCCAGCCCCUAGAUGGUUAAUGUGCACUGUACAAUUAUCUUAUUAUUGCAUUGUGCUGGGAAAUAGUCUCAUAAUAAAAGGCAUGAAUAACAAAAUUUAAAGAAAUACUAUGAGAUUGCAUAACCUUUAUAUAAUAAACUUUCAAUCAAUCAGUGCACGCUUUAAUACUGAUGCUUGUUCCUGGGUGAUGGUUAUUUGUAUGCUUUCAGCAGCUUCUUUAAUCUCCUCAAAGGCUUUAUCUACCAAUGUAUCAUCUCUAAGUCUGGCUAGAGGAACAGGCAGAUCUUUGCCUAAGGAAACAGAUAAUGGAAUAAAUUUAGUGUUGAAUGGUUUCUUUACUGUAAGGAUUACUGCCUUUGACUCGUGCUAAAAAAUGGUGUGAAAGAAUUAGAGCUCAUCUUCAGUGGGUUGAAUAAAAUUUUUUGGCUUACUGGAGUGUGUAGGUGGGACAUUAUCAAGAGCAUCAUCAAACACUUUUCCUUUUGGCUGCAGACCUGAAGUCAAGAGACAACGGCUGCCAAGCACCUAUGGUUCAUGGGUCUCCUCAAACAGCACCCAGAGGCCAACCUGCUGUUCAAGGAAGGUAGGAACGUUCUCUACAUCUCGUUGGAUAAUAGGCCUGUGUAUGAUCAGCUUGUCACGGAGGGCUUUCAGGGGGAAGUCAUGGUGCCGCUGGAGGAGGCUCCAAAAACUGUGCUUGUUCAUAGUGUGCCCACCUAUGUGUCUGUCAAUUGUUUAGCCACUCCUCUGGGCUUUCUGUCGCUGAAGAGGCGGUUUGUGGGUCAGACGGCAUGCCCACAACUAUGUACUUGGCUCAGUGCAGGACGACAUCCCUGAGGAAGUGUGGAUCUGUGGCCUGGGCAGAAAGUGGGUCACUCCUUACAGACCUGAGCCUGACCUCUGCCACCGUUGCAGUCGCUGAGGUCAUAAGGAUUGGGUGUGUAGAUCGUUGUGUCGGUACUGCACUGGCCACCACCACUUGGAGGAGUGUAGAAAACUGAUCCAGGACAGUGUCCACGGUGCUGUAAAGGAGCUAUUACACUGGGCAAAUUUUCCGUGGAUCUUCAGUCAUAAAAUUGUCAAUUUUUGCCUACAUGAACAUACUACCAUCGUCUUACCAUCACACUUGUCCCACACUCUCAGCGUUCCAUGGUCUUGACUCUUGACCGACACAUUUUCACAAGUAUGGCUGAUGCCUGACGUCCCUGUUUGCACCCCCGUUUUCACUCAAAGUGACACUCAAUUUAUACAAGCAACGGAAAAAGAAAAGAAUGUGGAGGCAACAAUGGCUUGCAAGAAGAGAGGAGGGCAGUGAAGUGAUGCAGCUGUUGCAAAAACUACAUCUAGAAGACGAAGUGACCUCGGAGGCCUUGGUCCAGGCAACAACACUCAUAGCUGAGCGAAUGUAUAGGGACAGUAGGGUGUAGCUUCUUCCUCUUCUUCAUAUGUUUCUUGUUAUUGCUGAUGAUGAUGAUUGUGAAUACCAUCGUCCUUCGGUGAAAUCUACCGUAGCUACAGAA